This is a messenger RNA of Prorocentrum cordatum, 1056 nucleotides long. The record is from the annotation of a GenBank genome assembly. NCBI's taxonomy places the organism in Eukaryota, Dinophyceae, Prorocentrales, Prorocentraceae.
AUGCCACUCAAGCACCGCGCUGAGGUGCAGGACUGGAACUCUGGAGGUGCGGUGGGUAGGCCGCGAGCCGCGAUAUCAUAUUUCGUGGACGACGCUACCGACAAGGUGAGCAGCGCUACCGACAAGGUGAGCAGAGCGACCGACAAGGUGAGCGACGCCACCGACGAGGCGAGCAUCGCCACCGACAAGGUGAGCGACGCCACCGGCGAGAUCGGCAUCGAGACCCACAGGGUCUACAACUACCUCAGCGAGGACAUCAAUAUCAUCCACUUCAAAGGCUCUACGGCAGUGGAUCAAGCUGGACUCAAUAUCAACGCGGCUGGCAAGAGCUAUUUGUGGCUGCAGGGACGCGACUCAUCGGCAAAACGCAUUGACGACAUCAAGCUCGAGAUCGACGGCGACCUCCGGAGAUAUAAUCCUUUCAAAGCUAUCAUGGCACGUCUUGCCAAACAGUCUCUGGCCCAGAACAAUCCUGAGCAAUGCGAAGGCUAUUGGAUCGACUCAGACGAUGAGAAUUAUUGGGAAUACUACGGAUACUACGACGAUUACGGCCAGUGGCAUGAUUAUGAUGAUGAAGACGACUGGUGGGACUACUCACAUGAUCAAGAGUACGACGACAACGGCUAUUCACCACCGGCGUUGAAUUCGGACGAAGCGCACAAAGGAUCCGGCAAGGGUAAGAAAAACAAUCCAGGUAAUCGCAGUAAGUGUGUAUCACGCCGGCACAAGACGGAGGAUUGCCCGGCUGGUUCCAAGAAGAAGACGAACAACAAAGGCGACAACAACGGCAAAGGUAAGGGCCGAUCCGACUCGAACAGCGGCAACAACGGCGAGAACAAUGGAACAGGUAAGUACCGCAGUGGCAAGUGUCGCGGCAAAAGCAAAGGGCGAGGAAAAGGUUCUAUCGAGGACGAGGCAAAGGUAAGAGUAAGAAGAGCAAGGGUCACAACGGCGAGUACGAGGAAUAUGAUUACGACGAUGAAUGGCACAGCACUCAUGGCAGUUGGUAUUCAAAAGGAAUUACGGAUAAUAAGGACACGCCGUGGACAGCCUUGA